AGGCAGAUUUCUUUCCACAAAGACCACCUUUAGCCUGAGGGAGAUGGUAGUAUUACUUAUUAUUAUUUAUGUGUAUAAUCAUGCCAUCCAAGAGCCUGUUGGAGAACCCAAGAUAAUGCUGUGCCAUACGGAGUAGAAAUAGAGAAAACCUUGACUGGAGAUGGGGCACUAAUAAAACUGCAAAGAUGUGUAGAGUACAAAUAUUUGCUGUGGAAGGAAUCAGGUGAAGUUUUGUCUGUGUAAUUCACAACGUCUAAGGCAGACCAUGCUCAUCGUAACCCAAAAGUCUUGUCACAGGAGAGGACAAUGAAGUGCUAAAACUUGGCUGGCUCUGCCCCUUGCUGUUUGCCAGGUCAGUAUGUGGAGUUCUCCCUCUGGAAGGUUUGAUACAGAAUGGAACGAAUGACAUCUCUUCUGCCUGCUUGUAUAUUUUGGCUGUCAGUGCCCUUCCAUGAAUUUGCACAGACUGAUGGCCUUAUCUGUUUGUGAUAUUGUGAGAUUGUUUGCAGACAUUCAAACUCAGGGAAAAGGAAAACUGGAAACAAAACCAAGGAGCUGAGCAGAAGUGUCACAGAAAUAUGACAGAGGCACCAUGUGGAGGCUGAAAGGACCAGGGGGUCCCCCCUUCUUCAAAGGCAAUUGUGUAGUGAAAUCUCUUUUAAGUAAUAACUUCAUAUAAUAAAUUGCAGCAGGAAAACAGUAUUUGGAAAAGAAGUUUAAACAAUUCUGCCAAAAACGUCACAACUAUGUCUUCCAAGUUUCCAAAGUAUGAUGGAAAAUAUCCCUUGGGGUCAGCAAGUUGAACUGCAAGCCCUUCCCAGCACUGCAACCAAGAAACACAGGAUGAUGGAUCUGUCCCAACAGAGGCUGCUGGGAUCAGAACAGCACAGGGAGACAUCACAGCAAAGGACACUGUCCACCGAGUGGUGGACACCACCAGGGACUGCCGCUGGGGAGAGCUGCCAUGGCCCAGGUGCAGCUCAAUGUCUGGCUGAUCCUGUGCAUUUUGGCUGGAUCCCAGAGGCUGACAGAUGAACAUCUUCGUGGCAGAGAUGGUGCCAGAGCCAACGCACCCCAUCGUGGCCCAGAGGACGCCAACGUCAUGUUAGAGAUGCUCUGGGGAGGGCUGGAUAUUCAGGCCAAUGGGACAAUGUGGCUUCGGGAUGAGGAGCUGGCCUCCCUGCGCCCAGCACGGCGGCUCAUGCAGCUUUUAGAGGAUGAAGUUCCUAAAACACCGACAGAGAUUGAGCAGCAUCUGAGAUACUAUUCACUGACCAAUGCCCCUUUGCCUCUGACUGAAUUUGAUCGUCUCCUUUUCACCAGUGUUUACUGUGCCUACCAGGUUCGUUCCAUGCAGGGUGUGGAUAAAAACAUCUGGAUUCGUUUUUUCUCUCAACUGGUUGAUGAAAUGUUUCGUGAUCUGUGCAAGGGGCUCUGCCCAGCAAAUACCACCCUACUCCUGGCUUCUUGGCCCUGGAAGGAGAAGCCUUCACAUUUAGCAUCCCUGAAACAUGUCUAUCAUUCCAACCUGGCCAGGACCAAGAGAGACACUUGAUAAGGGAAACUACCAUAGGAAAGGACACUUUAGCUGCAUCCUUGGUUAUUUUGAAUGCUUUCUGCAUUAUUCAGGACUUUGUACAAAUAGCAUUUAUUUUUAAAUGAAGCAGGACAAAACUGUAAGGUGCAUUUCACUUUUUUUUUUUUUUUCUUUCCCCUGUUGUCUUUUAUUAUUUAUUUUUUAAACUGGGCUGUGCUGAAAGAGGCAGUGCUAUUUAGAUGUGUUAUCUGAUAUGAUCACGGAUGCUUACUGGGGAGAUGCCCUUGAAAGUUUUUUUCCAGGAUGUUACACUGGUGUCCUAGCUGACUUAAUUUCAGAUAAUUCAGUUCAACCUCUUUAUAUUCACCCUGUGUUUUCAGUCUACUACAUUAUCUUUUCUCCGGUCUAGUAACCAGCUAAGCAGAUGCAUGAUAUAGGUCACAUGUUUAAUUUCAGCUUUCCACUCAUGUGGCAGCACAUUUUAUAUGUCCAUAUCCCAUCUCAUGUAUUCAUUUUUCUUUAAAAAGUAACCUGAAAAUGUACAUAUCCUAUGAAGCUUUCUAGUAUUUGCAUAUCAUAUUUACACAUGGACAUAGCUUUGUGUCAGUUAUCAGUUUGGAAUACACUUCCUUAAAUCUCAUUUAAAUUCCUAAGGAUUGUGACCUAGUUAUUUCUUCUGCAGAUUUUACCUCUUCCAUGAAGUUAUUUUGUACAGCUAUGGCACUUUUCAAGCCAAACAUAACAAAUACACAACCUAAAAUCAGAAACAACUCAAAAUCAGAAAUAGAGUUAUUUUAUAGAAAGAGACCAUUAACUUUUCUGUGUUUUACACAGUGGAGUGUGGAACUAAAUAAAUGCAAUUAUCUACUUGG
Messenger RNA from Apus apus (common swift), 2409 nucleotides. It is a transcript of the gene FAM180B, whose product is annotated as family with sequence similarity 180 member B. Bases 965 to 1555 code for a protein of 196 amino acids. The record is from RefSeq and is a predicted model, not a curated record. Lineage: Eukaryota; Metazoa; Chordata; Aves; Apodiformes; Apodidae. The transcript has 3 exons.